Molecule: messenger RNA, 4289 nt
Organism: Crotalus tigris (Tiger rattlesnake)
Lineage: Eukaryota; Metazoa; Chordata; Lepidosauria; Squamata; Viperidae
Gene: PCDH8
Product: protocadherin 8
Exons: 3
Coding region: 125-3277 (1050 amino acids)
Biological process (GO): homophilic cell-cell adhesion
Cellular component (GO): plasma membrane
Molecular function (GO): calcium ion binding
Source: RefSeq, a predicted model, not a curated record
CGGGAAGGGUCUUUUGGCUGGCUGGCUGGCUGGCCCUCUCCGCUUGCCUGCCUGUCUGUUUUCCUUCUCUCUUUUUUCCUCUUUUCUCUUUUCUCUCUCUUCUCUGCUCGGCAGAGCGCGAAGCAUGGGCGGCUGCCCGGUUGCGCCCAGCCGUUCCGUGGCCUUCCUCCGCCUGGCUUGGCUGCUGCUGCUGCUGCUCCUUCUGGCCUCGGCUUUGGGCAAGACCAUUCGCUACCACACGUACGAGGAAGACCCCCCCGGCACGGUGAUCGGGACCUUGGCCGACGAGUGGCCCCUGAAAGGGGCGUCCGGAGGCGAGAGAACUUUCCGGCUGGUGAAGGCGCCGGGCAACGGGUCCCUGGUGCGGGUGCGCGAGCGGGACGGGCAGCUCAGCCUGGGCUCGGAGCGGCUGGACCGGGAGCAGCUGUGCGGCGACGGCGGGGGGCCGGCGGAGGCGCCCUGCCUGCUGGCCUUCGACGUGCUGAGCCUGGGCGGUCCGGCGGGGGCCCCGGCGCCCUCCCGCCUGCUGCACGUGGAGCUGGAGGUGCGGGACCUCAACGACCACGCGCCCCGCUUCCCGCAGCCGCUGGUGGCCCUGGAGGUGUCGGAGAGCGCGGCGCCGGGCACCCGCCUGCCGCUGCCCCUGGCGCACGACCCGGACGCCGGCUCCAACGGGCUGCAGAGCUUCGCCCUCUCGCCGGGCAGCCCCUUCGGCCUGGAGGCGCGGAGCCGGGCCGACGGGCUGCGCUGCGCCGAGCUGGUGCUGCUGCGCGGGCUGGACCGGGAGGCGCAGGCGGGCUACCGGCUGGAGCUGGUGGCGGCCGACGGCGGGAGCCCGCCGCGCUCGGGCACGGCCACGCUCAGCGUGCGCGUGCUGGACGCCAACGACAACGCGCCCGCCUUCCCCCGGGGCGCGCUCCUGACCCUGGAGCUGCCCGAGGACGCGCCGCCGGGCGCGCCGCUGCUGGAGCUGGCCGCGGCCGACGCCGACGAGGGCGCCAACGGGCAGCUGCUCUACGCCUGGGGCAGCCAGGUGGGCGCCGAGGCGCGCCGCCUCUUCAGCCUCGACCCGCUCUCCGGCCGGCUGGCCCUGCGCGCCCCCGUCGACCACGAGCGGCAGCGCGCCUACGAGCUGGACGUGCAGGUCAGCGACCGCGGCGCCAGCCCGCUCUCCGCCAGCUGCAAGGUGCUGGUCCGCCUGCUGGACGUCAACGACAACGCGCCCGAGGUGGCCAUCAGCGCCCUGGCGCCCGGAGGUGGCGGCGGUGGCAACGGCGGCGCGGAGCAGGCGGCGCGGGCCGGGCCGGCGGUGGCGUUGGUGAGCGAGGCGGCGGCCGCGCAGAGCCUGGUGGCGCUGGUCAGCACCUCGGACAGCGACGCGGGGGCCAACGGCCAGGUGCGCUGCGCCCUGCUGGCCGCGCCCCACCAGCCCUUCGCCCUGCAGCGCGCCUACGACGCCGCCAGCUACCUGGUGCUGACCACCGGCCCGCUGGACCGCGAGCGGGUGGCCGAGUACAACCUCACGCUGGUGGCCGAGGACUUGGGCUCGCCCCCGGCCAAGACGGUGCGCUCGCUCACGGUGCGGGUGGCCGACGAGAACGACAACGCCCCGCGCUUCGCCAAGGCCCGCUACGAGGUGGCCCUGCCGGAGAACAACCCCCCGGGGGCCUACCUGACCACCGUGGGGGCGUCUGACCCCGACUUUGGAUCCAACAGCAAGGUGAGCUACCGGCUGCUGGACGGCCAAAUCAUGGGGGCCUCUAUCUCCACCUACGUGUCGGUAGAUCCAGCCACCGGAGCGAUCUACGCCCUCCGAACGUUCAACUAUGAGAUCCUGAAAGAGGUGGAGUUGUCCAUCCAAGCCACGGACGGGGGAUCUCCUCCGCUCUCCAGUACGGCCUUGGUCAAGGUACGGGUGAUGGACCAAAACGACAACGCUCCGGUCAUCACUUCUCCUGCGCUCACCAAUGGGUCCCUUGAAAUUGGGGUGUCCAGCAGAGCUUCCAGGGACUCCCUCGUGGUCCACGUCAAAGCCAGGGACGCAGAUGAGGGGGUCAACGCAGAGCUGAGCUUUGCUUUCUCGGAAGAUCCCCAGCAGCAGGAAAGAUCUCUAGAUCUUUUUGCCAUCAACCAGAAAACGGGGGAGGUUACGCUCAGGAGGAGCUUAUCUGAAGAACAGCUGGGCCAAGUCUAUCCUUUGCUUCUGACUGUGGCAGACAACGGGCUGCCACCUCUCUCCACCACUGUCGUGGUCAACUUCCUGGUGACUGCAUCGCUACCUCCCUCUAGUGGCCAGGAGUCGGUGGCCAAGCCCAGCUCUUGGGAAGACCAACCUUUGCAGUGGGAUGUCCCCUUAAUCGUCAUCAUUGUCCUGGCUGGAAGUUGUACGUUGCUCCUGGUGGCCAUCAUCACCAUUGCUACCACUUGCAACCGGCGUAAAAAGGAGAAGAAGGUGGUCUUGGAGGAACCUCUUGACACUUCUCAACUGGAGCAGGGCCAUCAGGAUGGAAGCGCCAGUGACGGUGCCCUCAACCCCUCCAGCCCCCACUUUGACGUGCAUUCCUUCCCCAGCAAAUCUUCCUUCGCUAGUCCCGAGCCGUCUCCAGACAGCGAAGAUAUUCCGGUUUCUGAGCACAGCCGGGAAACCACCAGUCUGUACGACAGCCAGAACCGACUUCGAGGAGCGAACGCGGAGUCUUACACUUCCACCCCUAGUUACGGCAAAGAACCCGCAGCCCCGGUCGCCAUGUGGAAGGGCCACUCCUUCAACACUCUGUCGGGCCGGGAAGGAGACAAAUUCAGCGGGAAAGACAGCGGCAAAGGGGACAGUGACUUCAAUGACAGCGACUCUGACAUCAGCGGAGAUGCCCUGAAGAAAGACCUGAUCACCCACAUGCAGAACGGGCUGUGGGCUUGCACCGCCGAAUGCAAACUGCUGGGCCACUCGGACCGAUGCUGGAGUCCUUCUUGCGCUCAGACCAACCCCCACACCUCCCCCCACCCCAAAACCCAGCUCUCCACCUUCUGCAGGACCACCUCCUUGCCCCGGGACACCCUCCAUCGGGACCACUUCUACCCCGCCCAGCUGCCGAAGACGGUCGGUCUGCAGAGCGUCUACGAGAAGGUUUUGCACCGGGAUUACGACCGGACACUAGGUCUGAGGUCCCCUCCUCAUCCGGGGAGAUUGCCUGACCUUCAGGAGAUCUCGGUGCCUUUAUACGAAUCUCCCUCUCAUCAUUAUUUAGGUUCUCCUUCCGAGACCAGCAAAAAGGUUUAAAACACCUCCCAGCCCUGGAGGGGUGUGAGCGUUAAGCCACUGGCCCUCGUUGAGGAAAGAGACCUCAACGUCUUUAUUUCUAAAAAGCUGCACCGGUUGGGGAGGGUUCGUUCUCUUCCUCCUUUGCAGCAGGACCGCGACUCUGAGCAUGUGCAAAGUGUCUCUCCCACCACUUCGUCUCUCCCAAGAUUCCGGGAGGGGGGGGGAGAAAAAAAACUUUUUUAUAUCUCUUUUGAUAAACGAAACGUUGCUUUGAUUCUCUCCACUCCCAUCUACGAAUGGACUCAGAAAGUUUGACGUCCCCAAGACAUUGUGAACGGGGUCUGAUGAUGUAUAUAAGUUUUAAGUAAAACGUGCCUUAAAAUACAAUAAUGCGAAUAUGUACAAACAUACCGUACACGCAUAUCAGCUAUGGAGAGAGAAAAAAAGGUGUGUCCCGAGUAUAUUUGUACAUGCGUACACCCAGAAUUACAUGCAUAAAACAUGCAUGUGUGUCUUCUGUACAGAUAAGACAAUGACGUAUAAAUGAAGUUGUUGGGAAGAAUUUCCCAUUGCAUCGGUGCUGUUUGAUAUUUGCAAACGAGAAACUCUUGUUAAAUGUAAUUUUUAUGAAAUGUGCAGUAUUUAAUGAUUUCCCCAGAUUCCCUCCUUCGUUUCACUCACCGUCUGCAUUCAUCCCCUUUUUCGCUCGAACCUGUAUAUCAUGUAAUGUACUGUUUGUAUAUAGAGACAGAUCAUUCUAUUUUUAUAUAAUAAAACCUUGAGGAUCAAAUCUUCUUUCCAAGGAAAAUAUUUAAAAGAUACAUUCAGAAAAAAGAGUGAGAGAGAGCGCCAGCCGUGAAUCUUGUAGGCAUCCAUAAAACAAUGUUAAUGUUAGCUAAGCUGUUGCUUGUUGUUAGAAAGACAGCUUUGCCAAGUGUGAAUUGUGUUGCUGAAGUCCAUGGUGAGUUUCAAACUAAAUGUGGAUUAAUUAUUCUGUGUCACUUUGUGCAAAACACUAAUAAAGGUUAUG